AUGUCGUAUUCCAACGGCAGCGGCGGCACUCUCACCCUUCCUUCGCCAAAUAGCGUCCAUCACGUCGAUGUCACCGCUGCGGUGCGCUCGUUGAGACGCUCCAUCUCCCGCUCGCCUUCAAAAUUCAACCUUGUGAGGGCAGCAUCUCAGAGCUCCGACGGCUCUCUCUCAUCUCCAAAUUCACCAUCGCCCUGUCGUGUCAUUCAACGUCCCAUGCCACCGGCAUCGGCCCCUCAUCUGUCACAUCAAUACUCACAGUCCAACCUUGCAACACCCUUCCGAGCUGGUGUGAAGCUCUCCCUGCGCUCUGGCAAACCGAAGGCCGCAUCUGCGAAGCCCAUCUCGAGAACUCAUCGCGUGUCCCCUAAGAGCCCCAUCAAGCGAGCCUUGAGCAACACAACAGACUCUGGGAACUCGACACUCUCGUCUUCACCGCCUGCCGCGGAUCCGUUGACGGGCCAGGAGAACGACCUCUUUGGAAACUUCCCGAUGACCGUGAGCCCCACUUCACGCAAGAGCUCCGAGAAGCACCACUCGCGUCACUCCAUGCAUCUCGACGUGUCUGGAGCCUCCAAAAACACCUUCCCUCGUCUGUUCGAUUUCAAGACCGAUACAAUACCCUCAAACUCAAUCAGUCCAUUGAAGCGCAGCGAUGCGGCCAUGAAUCCCGACCAGGCACAUGUGGACAAUCCGGUUGCGAAGCGUCGCAGUCUGCACGGGAUUUCAAACUUCCCCGUAGAGGGUUCCGACAUAUUUGACGCGUCAUCCCCAACCCCACAAUAUUUCGAGAUCCACGAGGAUCGAAACAAGGAAUACGAGCUGGAGAGCGAGAUAUCAAUAUUCCGAGACAACUUGGCAUCGCCAACGCCAGCCGCGAUGCCACGCCGCUCCGACUCCUUGCGCAAGUCAACUCUUCAGCAACGGCAGGACGAUAGAUCGUCCUGGGGGCGACGGCAGGGCGAAAAGCACCUGGCGCAAAUUGGCGCUGAAGCGUCAACUCCCAAUAUCCGAAACAGACCGCGUGUGUCCCUGGAUCAAUUUGUACAACCAGCCCUGUCCCGCGACAGCCCUUUUUCCGCGCAGCCGCCCUUGCCGAACCCGUCGCUGCACAUGCUGGACCGACACAACGCUCCGCCGCAGCCGCAUCCCUUGUCGCGAUCGCUCACAACAUCUUCCUCCAACUCGAGCAUCGCAGACGAAUCUCCAACUCACGUUCCUGUUCAGUUCGACAAGCCGAGAGCUCAUCCGUUCGCGAAGUCCCUCCCUCUAGGGGCGCGGCCCGCCCACGAUGGUGGUAGCAGGAAUACGGCGACUCCGGCCUAUAAAUCUGCGAGACCCCUUCAGGAUGCCUUCAAGUCGACGGGCUUGAUCUCGAAGGUGAACCGCAACCCAGAGAAGGAUCCUUCGUUUGGUGGGUCGAAAGCAGUCAUGCCCGACACCCCAUGCAAGAAGCCAAUCUACCCUUCAAACACGUAUCCACCUUCGUCUGGCGGCGGCAAGGGACGCCAUCGUCACUCUUUCGGUUCGCCGUCCAGUCCGUUUGCCCCAGGACGCAAAGAUAACAACUUCGUCCUCGGCGAACCUGACAAGGUGGCUAGCUUGUUCAGACCUCUCCAAUCUGGCCAUACUCGCAAGAGCAGCAUCUUCAACUUCGAUUCGGACAUCGACCCCCAGAGCUUUGCUGAUAUCGAGUUCCCUCCCACGCCAACCAAAUCCGUUCUGUUUAGAAGCUUGGGCAAUUCCAGAUCGGUCGGUGCAGUAGGCGAGACCCCUUUCGCGAGGACAAUGCCAGCUCCGGUUUCUGCGGUUGGCUUCCGCGACCGUCGCCCAACACCCGACCCAAUGUGUAAGUUUGCACCUUUCAGGAAGAGCGCAACAGCCCCGAGCGGUGCGGAUCGAGCGUUCUUGAGGGCAGCCAAUACCACUGCUGCGCCUGGAGACGAUCUGUAUUCGCCAUUGCCAAAAUCCAUCCUCUCUUUUGGGGAUUCUCGGGCCCGUCAAGGCUCCCAUCUGACCCCCAAGCCGCUCAAGCUUCGUUCUACCACCCCAACCCUCUCGAGCCAAAGGAAAGUUGAGUUUGCUGAAACAAGCUGCGUGGUUACAGCCAGCCCAUUAGGACCUCUGGACAAUCUCAGAGCCAACUCCCCCAAGACUCCGUGCAGCAACAGCAACCUCAUGCCCCCCGACCCCAGUUCUCUCUCCAUCUCUAACCAUGAAGCACCGGGCAACACGACAUUUGGAUCGUUCCCACCGGCGACUCCAACCUCAAGACAUGUUGAUCACUUUGGGUUUGCCGACCGGCGCAUGAGCAUAACGCCCAUCAACGGUCACGGCCCAAGCGAUGUUGACAUGGUCCUCAAUUCUGUUUUCGACCACGUGGAACUAAUUGGAAAGGGGGAGUUCUCUCAGGUCUUCAAGGCGACAGAGAAUAGCGAACAGAAGUCACUGGCAUCCGUAAGCGGCACUCCUGGUACACCACCAACGCCGUCGCAGGCUCGUGUGUUCGCUGUGAAGAAGACACGCCUUCCGUUCUUCGGUGCAAAGGAUCGUGAGUCUAAGCUCAGGGAGGUGAGCGUACUGAAAGCCCUUCGGGGCCUUCCCCACGUGCUGCAGUACGUCGAGAGCUGGGAGAAGCAAUUCCAUCUCUACAUCCAAACGGAAUAUUGCGAGGAAGGUAGCCUUUCUGAGUUUCUGGGAAACGUCGGCUCUGCAGGCCGCCUGGAUGACUUCAGGAUUUGGAAAAUCCUGGUCGAGGCCAGCAUGGGCCUUAAAAGCAUCCAUGAAGCUGGUUAUAUUCACCUUGAUAUCAAGCCGGCAAAUAUACUGAUCAACUACGAGGGCAGCCUCAAAAUUGGGGACUUUGGCCUGGCGGCUGCUUGGCCAGCAGCUCGUGGCAUCGAAGGUGAAGGCGAUCGACGCUACAUCGCGCCGGAGAUCCUUCAAGGAAAAUAUGACAAGCCUGCCGACGUUUUCGCUCUUGGCUUGAUAAUGUUUGAGAUCGCCAGCAACGUUUGGCUUCCCGACAAUGGGCCUCACUGGCUAGCAUUGCGCGAGGGCAACUUCUCUGCUGUCCCGACUGGUCCUCUGACUGGGAGCGAAGCCGAUGCUCUCGUCCGAGAUGCGACAGGAAUGCCCAUCAUUGGGGACCUUGACACCACGACUGGAGUCUCUCCACUCCCUCAAGACGAACACACUAUUGGCGGGGCAUGUUCGCAAAACUUCCCAUUCGACUUCUCAGCCUCAUCUACCCAUGACGCCAGCAAUUUGUUUGGCAAUCCAAGGCGUGUGGAGCUCGAACACCCUCCCCAUUUUAUGGUCAACCCCGACCAUGCUGACUCGCUCGACAACAUCGUUCAGUGGAUGCUUGCCCCAGAGCCCUCCCAGCGCCCUUCUAUUCAACAAGUGCUAGACGUGGAGUCUGUCAGAUGGGUCACUACUCAUCGCCGUGCUGGUGCUACCGUGUUUGAGGGCAACUGGGGUCCUCAAGAGGAUGAAGAAGAUGACAAUCAGAGUGAUACGGUGAUGACGGAUGCCUAAAAAUACAUCACCAUUUGGGCAUUACUCGCUCCCAAUGCCACAUAUUGUGGAAACAUUUUGAUCGACCUAUCUGGAUAGGGCCCCUCGGUGGGGCAUAAACGAUCUGGACAUGGACGCUUGAGCCUUUGUCCCUUGAAUUCUAUAGGCGUUCUGGCUGGAUAUUCACCACGCUGGGGCUGGGAAUCAUUUUGCCUUGGCGCAGCUCGAAGGAAUACUAGGAACGCGGGAGCACAGCACGCAUUUCCCGCAUCUUCGGCAUUAUCGACCGAUUCUUUUACGAACCCAUGAGAUGACGACAUCAUGUCACGACAUUCCUUUCAACCAACUCAAUGACCGAAACCUGCUUUCCUUUGUCAUAAGCAUCUGUGAAGCUCGGUCGCUAUUCAACUUCAGAACUGAUAUCCCCGUCAUAUUGCGCGCCCACAGCUCAAGUGUGUCCGCCUGCGUUGAUCAAAGCGCGCUACAGCAUUUCACGCGCCUCACGUGCUUCGAAAGGUUUUCGGGAUUUGGAAUGUUUAUUGGCUCUGUGAGGCGCCCAGGUAUUAUCAUCUGGCCAGAUGAGACAGCACGUACGGUCUGAAAUUAGAGGAGCAUCGCUAUGGCAGCGGGACCCAUGGCAACACGGCUGAGCACUUGUGGGAUUAGAAAAACUUUCCUGUGGCUAUCUUGCUAUUAAAGGUCAUCGGUGCGUGUAGAGGCAUGGCAUGUACACAUAGUUAUCGUCAGCAGGCUCGAAGAUGAAGCCGCUGUAGUCCAUGGUUGAGAUAUAGACGGCUCCCUGAGGGGGUUUGCAGACACAUCAACGCUUUUAUCCGAAGGCACGAUUAAAUACCUAGAUGUUGAGAUUCCCGGCCGUCGGGUGAUGUGUACGGCCGACAGGUGAAAUGCGCACGGGGGAAUGUUCCUGCUGCACAGAAAGACCUCCAGCCACUGACAAGCCACGAUCGCUGUGGUUGUAUGCCAACGGUGUUGGGAAGAUGGUGCUCCAGCCGGGCCAACAAGCGCAGCUAGGCAAUGUCUCAGGAAGACAUUCAAUCAGCCAAUCUGACGAGGCUAGGUAUAAUGUCUGCCUUGUAUGCAGGAUCUGUGGAUCUCGCUAUAGGCCCACAAUCUGAUGACAUUGUGUCUACCACGUGUGACGGCGGUUACUAAAACGAGCUCCUAUUCAACGUCGUCAACUGCUGCGAGCAGCUGAAUGAACUUUAUCUCAUAUGGUAGUGACUCGCCCGGUGUAGGUUUUCGCUCACCUGGCGGAGAGUACGCAGGCUGGCUGGCAGGCUGACUGAUCGCAUUGCAUACUUGAAAUGCACCGACGACACCGAAGCCAGCGACUGUCGUGGAGAUGUGCCGAUGUGGCCUAGGAGACAUGUUCCGUCUAUGAGUGACAGAGGGAGUAAGCCAGUGAACCUUGCUCGCCCCGGCGCUUUCCCAGCAGCAUAACUCGGCGUAACCGGUCAGGAAUCCCAGGGAUGCGUGGUGAGGCCGGUCAUGGGUUGAGGCGCAAUCGUGCAGGACAUGUGUCACCGCCCGCGGAACUCCAGCCUCUCCGCCCAGCUUUCAGCUGACAACAAGGUGAUAGGUUUUGACAUGCCCUGCAAAUCCAAGGGACUUACGGUGAUGUCCUUGAUCAGCACAGGCUGCGUCCUGCAUCGGGCUAUCCACUUUCACGUAGAGGGAGGUCCACGAAUAGCUCCGAGGUCUUGGGGCAUGCAAAACAAGCAGCGUCGACAGCUGAUCUCGGGUGCCAGUGCUAUGACUGCCUGCCUCUCCCUCCGGCUUGUGCCCGAACCGCAAGGAUCCAGCUGCCUGUAAAAUCCCAGCACCACGUGAGCUGAGCCGCUGAUCGACUCGUCUUUUUGCAUUCCGAGAGACAUCGGCUCCCCGUCAUUUCAAACGGCUCGUAAACGUGUGCGAGAAAAAAAAAAUUGCCGCGAGGUUUUGCUUUCCCGCGCGCGCGGUCAAACCCAGCCACAUGGAAAUCAGGGGCCGAGACGCGGUGCGGUAGGUCGGCGGCCAGCUUUCCCACCGCGCUGCGGGUGAACAGCACAUCACGGGUACACAACGCACACAGGCUGCGUGCGUUGCCAGGUCGCAGGGCCAACAGGUGGUAGAACGCGAGCAUAGGGAGACGGGAGGGGCCAAGAGGGCUAAUGUCCACUCGGACCCAGAGAUCCCCAAAAAGAAAAUCCUUUUCUAUUUAGGGGUCCCUAGUGUAACAGGGACACCGAGAUGCGGUGAAGUUC
Diaporthe batatas is the source of this 5780-nucleotide messenger RNA. RefSeq lists its product as uncharacterized. Gene Ontology annotation, biological process: protein phosphorylation. Bases 1 to 3537 code for a protein of 1178 amino acids. NCBI's taxonomy places the organism in Eukaryota, Fungi, Ascomycota, Sordariomycetes, Diaporthales, Diaporthaceae. The record is from RefSeq and is a predicted model, not a curated record. The transcript has 2 exons. Gene Ontology annotation, molecular function: protein kinase activity; ATP binding.